AUAAAUUUGUGAUCCAAUCAAUGCAUUCAGGAUACAAUUUUCUAGCAAAUCAGAACUCCAAGAUGGCUUCAAAAGUGAUUAUUGUGACUGGGGCGAGUCGUGGAAUUGGUCUGGCUGUUGCUAAGUACCUGCUGGAUGCCUCCCAUAAAGUUGUCCUUGUGUCGAGGACACAGAAGGAGCUUGAAGCCAUCAAGGCUCAAUACCCUUCACAGGUUCAGUUCCUGGCAGCUGAUCUGACAGACACCGAGGUAGCGCCGAAGAUAACAGAGCUUGCUGUCCAAUCUUUUGGCCGACUCGACGGCAUCGUCAUCAACCACGGCGUGCUCAUGCCCAUGCGACGUAUCGCGGACUCAACCGUGGAGGAAUGGAAGAAGAUCUACGAUGCGAACCUGUUCAGCGCACUUGCCCUGGUGAAAGCGGCAAUCCCGCUCUUGCGGACAUCCAACGGGCGUGUCGUCUUCACAUCCUCUGGAGCAGCACUCGGUGGCUAUACUGCCUGGGGCGCAUAUGGGUCAUCCAAGGCUGCCCUGAACUCUCUGGCACUGCACAUUGCGGUGGAGGAACCCGAUAUCGCCGUGGUCUCGGUUGGCCCCGGUAGGGUUGACACCGAGAUGCAAAGGGAGAUCCGCGAGCAGGGUGCUCCCGGUACUGCCAUGUCAACCAAGGAUCAUGAAUCCUUCGUCGCCGAGUUCGAGGGCGGCAAGCUCAAUAAACCAGAGUGGCCGGGGAAGGUCAUCGCCAAACUGGCCCUGGAAGCAAAGCCCGAACUUGCGGGGAAAUACUUCAGGUGGAACGGGCCAGAAUUGGCCGAGUAUCAGGAACAAUCUUGAGUCAGGCGGCAUACUAGUUAUUGUCUGGUCAGCAUGGUUUCCUCGUGGAGAACAAGAAAAACAGACAGGCUUGACAAGGUAGGCUUCAGUCGAAAGAUGAAAAGGCUUUAUGAAUUUCCACAUGGGGAUUCAGUAUUAGCAUGGAAUAAAGUAUCGCAUCACGAGCCACCUUGAAACACUGCAUAUAAUGUGAGAAAGCACCAACCUUACAG
This is a messenger RNA of Phialemonium atrogriseum, 1042 nucleotides long. RefSeq lists its product as uncharacterized. The record is from RefSeq and is a predicted model, not a curated record. Gene Ontology annotation, molecular function: oxidoreductase activity, acting on NAD(P)H, oxygen as acceptor. The coding region runs from base 21 to 830 and encodes 269 amino acids. Gene Ontology annotation, cellular component: intracellular anatomical structure. The transcript is spliced from 4 exons. NCBI's taxonomy places the organism in Eukaryota, Fungi, Ascomycota, Sordariomycetes, Cephalothecales, Cephalothecaceae.